UAUUAUUUUACUACAUGUAAACCUACAUGUAGGCCUGGGUCCAACAGGAGUAAGGUUUUCUGUGCUGGAAUUGGUGGAAUGUGGACAUCUUUUUCUAAUGACAUGAACUUCAGUGACGAAUUUUAUUUUAUUUACCCUGAGAAGAUGUGUAUAGUGAAGUGAAAGUGUAGAAGUAGCCCCCAUCAGCAGACACCAUGAUGAACAGCGAGUUUAUCCUCGAACUCAUUAGUGUCUUUCAUACUGGCCCUGUUGAGCCAGGCUCCUGUCUACAGAAACUGGUAGGAAAUGUGCCAACAGGCGUCAUUCUGAAGGAUGUCUCUCUUGAGAUCCACGGAGGAGAACUGAUGGCCAUCCUGGGCUCCAAGGGAAGUGGUAAGCGUGCCCUGCUGGAGGUGAUCUCUCGCCGUGCCCAGGGCCCCACCCGUGGUCAGAUACUGUUGAACCAUGUGCCCAUGUCGCUGAGGUUGUUUCAAGACUCUUGUGGCUAUGUCACUUAUAAAACGCAGCUGCUGGAGGGACUCACAGCCAAACACACCCUUGAGUAUGCUGCUAAACUCUCGCUUAGUUCCAAGAUUGGGAGUUCAGUGCGAUGUGGUAGAGUACGGCAGGUGCUGGCAGAUCUGGCCCUAACACAGGUGGCCAAUCGCCCAGUGGAGCAACUCACACCCUCUGAGUACCGCAGACUUGUCAUCGGCGUCCAGCUUAUCAAGGAUCCCUUGGUGGUGCUGCUAGAUGAGCCAGCCUGGGGACUUGACCCCCUUAACACCUACUUUGUCAUCUCCAUACUCAGCAACCAUGCCAAGAAAUAUAACCGCAUUAUCAUUAUUACUAUGGAGAAGCCCAGGUCUGAUAUUCUGCCUUUCCUGGACCGUGUGACAUACUUGUGUCUGGGUGAUGUUGUAUACACAGGUUCUACCAGGCACAUGAUUGAUUACUUUAGAAGUAUUGGCUUUCCCUGCCCAGAGCUUGAAAAUCCACUAAUGUAUUAUUUAUGUUUGUCAACGGUGGACCGGCGUUCCAGGGAGCGGUUCAUAGAUUCCAACAACCAGAUUGCUGCUCUAGUGGAGAAGUUCAAGGUAGAGGGUGGGCCUUACCGUAAAUACUCGGGGCCACCUCCAGAUGUUGACCUUUCAGAACACAAGGUGCCUCUCUCUGCAUAUGGCAGACCAGGAAUCCUCUCCACCAUGCUGGCUCUCUUGGGACGAGGCUACACCAUGAUGUUUCCCUGUAGCUACGUGGGCAUCGAGCACCUCUUCUUCAGGAUUUUUCUGCUGCCAGCCUUCUUCUUCCUCCUCUGGAACUUUUACUGGCAACUUGAGCUGUUCCAGCGGUCAUUCCAGAGUCGUGGAGGUUUGCUGUUUAAUUGUCUAGCUGGGACAGCCUUCCUUGCCACAGCUGCCACCUCAAAAACAUUUGCACAGCAUCGGACACGGUACUACCACGAGGCACGGGAGGGACUGUACCGUGGACCACUCUUCAUUAUGACAUACAACAUCUUUACUCUUCCUCUCUCCUACAUCAGUGUUAUGCUUGCAUCUGCUGUUGUUUAUUUUGGUCUCUCAGUGGGUGAUGCUGAGGCAGUGGGCACUGACUGGCUGGGUUGGGCAGUGUUUGGCUCAGUGCUGUGGGCAGUAUGGGCAUUCAUAGAGCAACAAACUAUUGCUCUGAUGAUGAUCAUCAAGUCAUCCUACACAGCUGGUGCCAUCUCGAUUGCUCUCACCACCUUCUACCUCCUUGUUGCCUCUGCUUCUCUAAGGUCGUUGGUGCAUCUACCGGACUGGUUGUACUAUGUGGGACAUGUCACAGUGUUGAGGUAUGCCUCUUCAGUGUUGCAUGAACAUGUCUUCCUUGAUAAACUGCCCAACCUUCCUGUUAACAUUAGUGCUGACUGUCCUGACAACAAUGCAGAAUAUGGCUGCCGAUACAGGAAUGGUACUUACUACCUCCUCGAACGCUACCACUUCCCUGAGAAUGGCCUUGAUCUUGGUCGGCAAGAUCUUGAUCUCUGGACAAAUUUUGCUCUUUCUUUUGCCUUUUUUGGUGGGAUGUUUUUGCUCAACCUGGUUUUAUACUUAGUGCCAUUACCCUCUUUUAUAAAAUCAAAGUUCAGAGACUAAUAACAUGUGCAAAAUUUGUAUGAACAAAUACAUAUUUUUUUCCUUUGCAAAAGUUAGAUUUAAAUGUAUACUUUAUAAUAUUGUAAUGUAUUACAGCAUUGUGUACUACCUACAUGUCAGUCAUGACCAGGAAUGAUAAUUAUGGUAGUGUGUAGUUGUUUGUACUCUUGUACUUAGAUAAUUGUGUGGGAUAAUGGGCGUAUGGCCUGGUCUAUGGUCAGGCUCUGGAAGCAGAAAAAUUCUUGGAACUCAUCAAAGGUAUAUCAAAUAUUGCUUAGUAAGGGAAACAUAAGGGAAAAUAUUUUUCAGAUAUUGGAGCUUGGAUAAAAGUUAAAUCAUUUGUAACUCUAGUACUUUACUGACAUUGUCCAGAUCUUGUGAAAAAUGCUAAUGACGCUUUGUAGUAUUCAUAGCCCUUUGAAGAGUGAAUAUUACGUUAUUUACCAUAAGCCUCUUUUUUUUUUUUUCUUCUUUCCCUUUCUGUCCCUUCUCUCCCUCUCUCCUACCCUUUACACAUUCCUAUCCUUGCACAUUCCUCUUUUUCAGGUGGAGCAAUGGCAAGACUAAAAAGCCGGCAUCACCUCAGGGUGAAAAGAACUCGUAAGCAUAGGACCUACAGGUUUCCCAAUGGGACCAUAAUAGUUUGUCUACCCCCUUCUGUCUCCUCCCCUUCCUAUGAGGCCACACCUCAAAAGCCUGCUCCAGUUCCCUGAAUUAAGCCUGAAUACCUUCCAUCCCAUCCCCCCACAGGCGCUGUACAAUCCUAUGGGUUUAGCACUUCCCCACGAUUAUAAUAAUACAUGGGAAUCUUUCACGAAGCUCGGGGAGCUAUAUGACCCUUGUGGGUUUAGUACUUAGUUUUUAUUGGAAUAAUAAAGCUCAGGAAAAACCCACUGUAUACUAGCAAACAGCAACACGGGAAUCCUCCUCAUAACUAGUAUGACUGCCACACAUUACCGGGUAUCCAGAGGCCCACAACAUCCUAAGUCACUCCACCUACCUUUCCUCUGAUCAACAGCCAGUAAUCCUGCCUGCACAACCAUCCUAAGUCACUAUCGCUCCUUUCUUGCCUUCAUCUCUUCCUCCCUCUCUUAUUUCCCCUAACCUCUCUCCCACUAUAUAUAUUGUCCUCUCUUCCCUCCUACCCAUCUCAUCUCUCCCUUUUGUUCCCUUCCUCUUGUCUCUGCCUCUGUUUUCUUCCCUGCCCUACCCUUACAAUUUCUCGCCUGUCUCUUCAUAUGUCCUCUCCUGUCUUCUCUGUUCCCAUACCAGCAAUCUCUCUCGCCUAUCUACUCAUAUUGCCCUGUCUCUCCCUUUCUGUUCUGUCUCACCCAUCCUCUUUCUUGCCUGUCUUCCCAUGUCCCCCCCUCUUUUCUUGCCUAUUUUCCCUUUUCUACAUUAUUCUUUCUCCUCUCUCUUGCCUACUUUCCUCUAUCCCACCUAUUCCUCUCUUCUUUCUCUUUGUUGUUGUCUAUCCCCUUCCCUAUCUGUUCUCUCCUUUGUCUCCCUUAUCUAUUCUCUCCCCUCUCUAACUCCCCUUUGUCUUCCUUCCCUAUUUCCUCUCUUGUCCCCCUCUAUUCUGUGUCCCUCGUAUCUAUACUCUUCCUCUCUCCCCAUCUUCUCCUUUGUCCCCCUCUCCUACAUGUUCACCAUUUUUCUCUCUUAUCUAAUCUCUCUCCCUUAUCUGUUCUCUCCUUUAUUUACUGUCUCCCAUCCUCUCCCUUCUCUUCCUCUCCUCCUCAUAACACAAACUCCUAAAUAACUAAAACCUGGGCAACUUGUACAGGUUAAAAUAAAAAUAAAAUUCAUAUAAAUUUUAUACCUGGAGUUUACCUGGAGAGAGUUCCGGGGGUCAACGUCCCCGCGGCCUGGUCUGUGACCAGGCCUCCUGGUGGAUCAGAGCCUGAUCAACCAGGCUGUUACUGCUGGCUGCAUGCAAACCAACGUACGAGCCACAGCCCGGCUGAUCAGGAACCGACUAGGUGCUUGUCCAGUGCCAGCUUGAAGACUGCCAGGGGUCUGUUGGUAAUCCCCCUUAUGUAUGCUGGGAGGCAGUUGAACAGUCUCGGGCCCCUGACACUUAUUGUAUGGUCUCUUAACGUGCUAGUGACACCCCUGCUUUUCAUUGGGGGGAUGUUGCAUCGUCUGCAAAGUCUUUUGCUUUCGUAGUGAGUGAUUUUCGUGUGCAAGUUCGGUACUAGUCCCUCUAGGAUUUUCCAUGUGUAUAUAAUCAUGUAUCUCUCCCGCCUGCGUUCCAGGGAAUACAGGUUCAGGAACCUCAAGCGCUCCCAGUAAUUGAGGUGUUUUAUCUCCGUUAUGCGUGCCGUGAAGGUUCUCUGUACAUUUUCUAGGUCAGCAAUUUCACCUGCCUUGAAAGGUGCUGUUAGUGCAGCAAUAUUCCAGCCUAGAUAGAACAAGUGACCUGAAGAGUGUCAUCAUGGGCUUGGCAUCCCUAGUUUUGAAGGUUCUCAUUAUCCAUCCUGUCAUUUUUCUAGCAGAUGCGAUUGAUACAAUGUUAUGGUCCUUGAAGGUGAGAUCCUCCGACAUGAUCACUCCCAGGUCUUUGACGUUGGUGUUUCGCUCUAUUUUGUGGCCAGAAUUUGUUUUGUACUCUGAUGAAGAUUUAAUUUCCUCGUGUUUACCAUAUCUGAGUAAUUGAAAUUUCUCAUCGUUGAACUUCAUAUUGUUUUCUGCGGCCCACUGAAAGAUUUGGUUGAUGUCCGCCUUGAGCCUUGCAGUGUCUGCAAUGGAAGACACUGUCAUGCAGAUUCAGGUGUCAUCUGCAAAGGAAGACACGGUGCUGUGGCUGACAUCCUUGUCUAUGUCAGAUAUGAGGAUGAGGAACAAGAUGGGAGCGAGUACUGUGCCUUGUGGAACAAAGCUUUUCACCAUAGCUGCCUCAGACUUUACUCUGUUGACUACUACUACUCUGUGUUCUGUUAGUGAGGAAAUUAUAGAUCCAUCGACCGACUUUUCCUGUUAUUCCUUUAGCAUGCAUUUUGUGCGCUAUUACGCCAUGGUCACACUUGUCGAAGGCUUUUGCAAAGUCUGUAUAUAUUACAUCUGCAUUCUUUUUAUCUUCUAGUGCAUCUAGGACCUUGUCAUAGUGAUCCAAUAGUUGAGACAGACAGGAGCGACCUGUUCUGAACCCAUGUUGCCCUGGGUUGUGUAACUGAUGGGUUUCUAGAUGGGUGGUGAUCUUGCUUCUUAGGAUCCUUUCAAAGAUUUUUAUGAUAUGGGAUGUUAGUGCUAUCGGUCUGUAGUUCUUUGCUGUUGCUUUACUGCCCCCUGUGUGGAGUGGGGCUAUGUCUGUUGUUUUUAGUAACUGUAUGACGACCCAUGUGUCCAUGCUCCCUCUCCAUAGGAUGGCAAAGGCUCGUGAUAGGGGCUUCUUGCAGUUCUUGAUGAACACGGAGUUCCAUGAGUCUGGCAAUGGGGCAGAGUGCAUGGGCAUGUCAUUUAUUGCCUGUUCAAAGUCAUUUGGCAUCAGGAUAACAUCAGAUAGGCUUGUGUUAACCAAAUUCUGUGGCUCUCUCAUAAAAAAUUCAUUUUGAUCUUCGACUCUGGUUAGCGGCUUGCUAAAAACUGAGUCAUAUUGGGACUUGAGUAGCUCACUCAUUUCCUUGCUGUCAUCUGUGUAGGACCCAUCUUGUUUAAGUAAGGGCCCAAUACUGGACGUUGUUCUCGACUUUGAUUUGGCAUAGGAGAAGAAAUACUUUGGGUUUCUUUCGAUUUCAUUUAUGGCUUUUAGUUCUUCCCAUGAUUCCUGACUCCUAUAAGAUUCGUUUAGCUUAAGUUCGAUGUUUGCUAUUUCUCUGACCAGUGUCUCCCUACGCAUUUCAGAUAUAUUGACCUCUUUUAGCCACUCUGUUAUUCUUUUCCAUCGCCUGUAAAGGGAGCGCCUGUCUUUCUAUUUUACAUCUACUCCUCCUUUUUCUUAGAGGAAUAAGCCUUGUGCAUACUUC
Cherax quadricarinatus is the source of this 6082-nucleotide messenger RNA. RefSeq names its product ATP-binding cassette sub-family G member 5. The record is from RefSeq and is a predicted model, not a curated record. Lineage: Eukaryota; Metazoa; Arthropoda; Malacostraca; Decapoda; Parastacidae. Gene Ontology annotation, cellular component: plasma membrane; ATP-binding cassette (ABC) transporter complex. Gene Ontology annotation, biological process: transmembrane transport. Gene Ontology annotation, molecular function: ATP hydrolysis activity; ABC-type transporter activity; ATP binding.